AUGGCCCCCAAAAUCCUGGUUGGCAGUGGGACUUGGGGUCACAAUCUCGACAUAGACCAGGUGCAGUAUCAGAUUGCCAACCUGGACAAACUUGACUGUCAAGAGAUUGAUCCUGUCGCCCUGUAUCCCUUCACCAAUCCAGGCUUGGCAGAGAAGUUCAUCGGUGAGAUCGGACGCGAUGGCCUUCUCGUCGAUUCCAAGGUGAUGUGGUUCGACGGUGGGAACAAGACCCUCACUAUAGAGGCGAUCGCCACACCAUUGAGGGAAAGCUUGGAACGUCUCAAGGCUCACAAGGUCAACGUCUUCUACGCUCUCGGCCCCGAUCACGUCACCCCGCUGCAAGAGCAAGCCGCCGGUUUUAAUGCCGUGUUCCGGCAGGGCAAAUGCGCAAAAACGGGAGUCUCCAACUUCCCGCCGGACUUGUUCAAAGAAUACCUGGGUAUCUGCGAGGAGCAAGGCUACGUUAAGCCAAGCGUCUACCAGGGCCAAUACAACCUUUUAUGCCGCACUUACGAGACGACCCUGUUUCCUCUUCUCCGCAAGCACAAUGUCGCUUUCAUCGCCUACUCCCCACUAGCCGGGGGUAUGUUGACCGGAAAAGUCACCUUUGCAGAUAACCCUGAUGCCCUCAAAGGCACUCGUUUCGAAGUCUCCAAGGACAAUGCAAUGGGUAUGGCGGGUCGUCAUUGGUACGACAAACCCAGCUUCCACGAUGCGAUACGCAAGCUAGCUGCGCUGUGCGACGCUCACGACAUCGACAUGACAGAUGCUAGCAUGCGAUGGCUGCUGAACCAUUCUAUGCUGACGAGGUCAGAGGGGACAGCGUCAUUGUUGGACCUCGGAACCAACAACAGCUCGAGGCAUAUGCUGCAGCUAUUCAUGUAG
Messenger RNA from Anthostomella pinea, 885 nucleotides. Lineage: Eukaryota; Fungi; Ascomycota; Sordariomycetes; Xylariales; Xylariaceae. The record is from the annotation of a GenBank genome assembly.